Molecule: messenger RNA, 576 nt
Organism: Cloeon dipterum
Lineage: Eukaryota; Metazoa; Arthropoda; Insecta; Ephemeroptera; Baetidae
Product: small ribosomal subunit protein uS8A
Exons: 4
Coding region: 157-549 (130 amino acids)
Biological process (GO): translation
Cellular component (GO): cytosolic small ribosomal subunit; ribosome
Molecular function (GO): structural constituent of ribosome
Source: RefSeq, a predicted model, not a curated record
CGAAAUUGAUUCUUGCAAGGAGGUUAUAUCGUUGUUCGCUUCCAUGCAGCAACGCCUUCCCCCUCGAUCCAAUUCAUCCUUUCCUAAUGUCUGGAGCCCUGUGAAACGUGUUUGUGGAGUGUUUCAAUACCAUCGAGUUGAAAUCUCAGAUCAAACAUGGUGCGAAUGAACGUGUUGAGCGACGCUCUAAAAUCCAUCAACAAUGCCGAGAAAAGAGGAAAGCGACAAGUCCUCAUCAGGCCUUGCUCAAAGGUCAUCGUCAAAUUCCUCACUGUCAUGAUGAAGCAUGGCUACAUCGGAGAGUUCGAGAUCGUAGACGACCACAGAGCGGGCAAAAUUGUGGUCAAUCUGACUGGCCGUCUCAAUAAAUGUGGUGUCAUUUCACCCCGUUUCGACGUGGGAAUCACUGGCAUUGAGAAAUGGACUAACAACCUUCUUCCUUCAAGACAGUUUGGGUAUGUUGUUCUUACCACAAGUGGAGGAAUUAUGGACCAUGAAGAGGCCAGAAGGAAACACCUGGGAGGGAAAAUCUUAGGAUUUUUCUUUUAAAGCAUUAAAGUUACAUUCUAUAAAAUA